GUUUUACAAUACACGUUAAAAGCCAACACCUUUUUAAUCAACGUGUUAAUCGCUCAACAGAGGCACUCCUUUAUUUUGACGCGUUCGGCAUUUGUUUCCGGGUGAAGAGGACAGGAAAGAGACUGCCAGACCUGCCGUACGGUGAUGGACAUGGCAGCCAAUGGAGCGAGCUGCGAACAGCCUCAGAAACGCACAGGACCUAAAGACAAACAGAACGGCAAGUCUGCAGACUCGUCGGUAAGAGACAGGCGGCAGAAAGAUAAGGAAGAGCGGCUGUCCCUGGUGUUAUGGAAGAGACCUGUCACCACUCUACAUUACUUUCUCCUGGAGACCCUCAUUAAACUAAAGGAGUGGACGUUUAAACUAUGGCAGCGACGUGGCGCAGUAUUUUUAUUUUUGGUGUUAUGUUCUGUUUUCUCCAUCGCAUACUCCACUGAGGGCGCACACCAACAUUAUGUGGAGUACCUGGAGAAGAAGCUUGUAUGGUGUGCCUACUGGGUAGGUCUUGGGAUUCUGUCCUCUGUGGGCCUUGGGACUGGUCUGCACACUUUUCUCCUCUAUCUGGGUCCCCACAUAGCGUCAGUAACUCUGGCGGCGUACGAGUGCGGCUCCACAAACUUCCCAGAGCCGCCAUACCCCGACCAGAUCGUCUGUCCCCAGGAGGAGGGGCUCGAAGGCGCCAUCUCCCUCUUCUCAAUCAUGUCCAAGGUUCGCCUGGAGGCCUGCAUGUGGGGUGCUGGCACCGCCAUCGGAGAGCUGCCUCCGUAUUUCAUGGCCAGAGCGGCCCGGCAGUCGGGAGCCGAUCCGGACGACGAAGACUACGAAGAAUUCGAGGAGAUGCUCGAGCAGGCCGAGGGUGCACAGGAUUUUGUCACAAGAGCCAAACUGGGAGUCCAACAUAUGGUGCAGAAAGUGGGUUUCUUUGGCAUCUUGGCCUGCGCCUCAAUUCCCAAUCCCCUGUUCGACCUGGCGGGAAUCACCUGUGGUCACUUCCUCGUCCCCUUCUGGACCUUCUUUGGUGCAACUCUAAUCGGGAAAGCCAUCAUCAAGAUGCACAUACAGAAACUGUUUGUUAUCAUCACUUUCAGCAAGCACAUAGUGGAACAAAUGGUGGCGCUCAUCGGGUCCGUGCCCAAGCUGGGCCCAUCACUCCAGAAGCCCUUCAGUCAGUACCUGGAAGCACAAAGGAACAAGCUGCACCACGCUGGAGGGAGCGCGCCGGCAGACGAGAACUGGCUGUCGUGGGUGUUUGAGAAGGUGGUGCUGGUCAUGGUGGCCUACUUCGUCAUCUCCAUCGUCAACUCCAUGGCGCAGAGCUACGCCAAGCGGCUGCAGCAGCUGCGGCACUCCGAGGAGAAGACCAAGUGAUGGAAGGCGAAGACCGAGCGGUGCAGACAUCCAAGAGACUGAGUUUCUGCUGCUGCAGCUGCCGGCGGCCUCCCACUCGGCCCCGGCCUCUCACCACUUAACUGCAAACCUCACCCUCUCAUCCAUUUUCAAGAGGCUGAACACUUAAAAAGUUAGAAAGGAAAAAAGCAAGUACAGGCAUUAUUUGUGGGUGUGUGGGAGCUUCGUUUGAGGAUGUAUGUGCCGUUUCCUGUUCUCCCGUCUUCAGGUUUUUGUAGUUCUUCCUCUCAUCUCACUCUGUUUUUUUGUGUGUGUGUGUGUGUGUGUGUAGCGCGAUUGGUCCUGCUGCUGAUCUUAACAUGUUACUUUUUUUUUUAAAAUGUUAAAUUUAACCCAUUCAUUGACCUCAGAAGUAAAGCAGCAACUUUGACGUUGAAGUGCUGUGUCAGGGCAGUGCCCAUCAGAUGCUAUGCCUUAUGCAAGACGGGAAGCCCCGACUUCCCUUGAACACAGCUCCUGACUCGUGGACUCGGUUUCUAUUUAAUUUUGUAACAUUGACGUCUGGACUGGAUGUUGAUUUCUCUGUGCUGCCAGGCUCACUGCUGCAGAUGGCGUUUCUUUUCAGGGUUUCUUUUUCCUUUUUAACAGCGAGACCAACUCGUCUUCUUUUUGUUCCUGGACUUGUCAGUUUAAAGUAACGAAGAGGAAAAAAAAAAAAGCAAUAUCAACUUAAAACAGUGUGGUAUUGACGGUUUGCACAUUGUGUAAAUAUCUUAAUAUCUUUUUGCUCAGAUGUAUUUCUAUCCUACUGGUCUGUGUGGACAUGAGUCAACUCCAACCAAAACACAAAAGAGAAGGUGAAUAUCAUUUGUAAAGUGACAUUGUACUCUCAGCUAACUAGUCUCAUUUCUAUUCUGUACAUUUAGGUUGAACCUUGAAUCGGAUCAUAUAUAAAACAUGGAAAUCAUG
This is a messenger RNA of Salarias fasciatus (jewelled blenny), 2316 nucleotides long. It is a transcript of the gene vmp1, whose product is annotated as vacuole membrane protein 1. Lineage: Eukaryota; Metazoa; Chordata; Actinopteri; Blenniiformes; Blenniidae. The transcript is spliced from 12 exons. The record is from RefSeq and is a predicted model, not a curated record. The coding region runs from base 145 to 1368 and encodes 407 amino acids.